CUGCAGGGGGCACGGACAAAAUGAGUGGGCCACUUGUCUCUGAGACCUGCUCGGGUCUGGAAGACGCUUCUGACUCUAAGUCUCCGCUGAGCUCAAGGUUCAGGGAACCGCUCACCCACGCUCGGUUCCAGGAGCUCUUCGGAGGCGCAGAGCAGGAGCCGGAGCUAUCAGCGGAGCCCUGCUUACCCUGGCUGUGCAGGCUGUGGAGGAGGCGAACCUGCGCCUGUUCUGGGCCGGGGGCGUGGCGCGUGCUGCUGGCGCGGCUGCCCCCGCUGCGCUGGCUGCCCCACUAUCGCUGGCGAGCCUGGCUGCUCGGAGAUGCUGUGGCUGGAGUGACAGUGGGCGUCGUGCACGUGCCCCAGGGCAUGGCUUUUGCCCUCCUGGCCUCGGUGCCCCCGGUGUUCGGACUCUACACUUCUUUCUUUCCUGUCCUUAUCUACAGUUUGCUGGGCACUGGGAGACACCUGUCCACGGGAACUUUCGCAGUACUCAGCCUAAUGACCGGUUCGGUAGUUGAGAGGCUGGUGCCCGAACCCCUCGCGGGGAACCUCAGUACAAUCGAAAGGGAGCAAUUGGAAGCUCAGAGAGUUGGGGCAGCAGCUGCUGUGGCCUUCGGGAGUGGAACACUGAUGCUGGGGAUGUUCAUGCUGCAGCUUGGUGUCCUGUCCACAUUUUUAUCCGAGCCUGUGGUCAAGGCGCUGACCAGCGGGGCCGCGCUGCACGUGCUGGUGUCCCAGCUGCCAAGCCUCUUAGGAUUGUCUCUCCCACGCCAGAUCGGCUGCUUUUCCCUCUUCAAGACGCUGGCUGCGGUGCUCACGGCACUGCCUCGGAGCAGUCCUGCGGAACUGACCAUCUCGGCGCUCAGCCUGGCGUUGCUAGUGCCGGUCAAGGAGCUGAACGUGCGAUUCCGGGACAGGCUACCCACUCCAAUCCCUGGAGAAGUUGUCAUGGUGCUUCUGGCCUCUGUGCUGUGUUUCACCUCUUCUCUGGACACAAGAUACAACGUGAAGGUGGUGGGACUGUUGCCUAGAGGAUUUCCCCGACCCCUCCUCCCGACCCUGGAUGAGCUGCCCAGGAUACUGGCCGAUUCGCUGCCCAUUGCCUUGGUUACUUUUGCUGUGUCCACCUCCCUAGCCUCCAUCUAUGCAGACAAGUAUAGCUAUGCUAUAGACCCCAACCAGGAACUCUUGGCCCACGGUGUCUCCAACCUCAUUUCCUCUCUCUUCUCUUGCUUUCCCAACUCGGCCACACUGGCUACAACCAGCUUAUUAGUGGAUGCUGGUGGGAAUACGCAGCUGGCUGGCCUCUUCUCCUGCGCUGUGGUCCUGUCAGUGCUGCUGUGGCUGGGGCCCUUCUUCUACUAUCUGCCCAAGGCUGUUCUGGCUUGCAUUAAUAUCUCCAGCAUGCGCCAGAUGCUCUUCCAGAUGCGGGAACUUCCACAGCUAUGGCGCGUCAGCCACGUGGACUUUGCUGUGUGGAUGGUCACGUGGUUGGCUGUAGUGACCCUGAAUGUGGACCUGGGCCUGGCUGUGGGUGUGGUCGUCUCUAUGAUGACGGUGGUCUGCCGAACUCAGAGGGUGCAGUGCCUUGCCCUUGGACUGGCUGAGGGGACGGAGCUCUACAGGCCACUCAGAGAGAGCCAUAAGCUCCUCCAGGUUCCUGGCCUCUGUAUCCUGAGCUAUCCAGCACCGCUCUACUUUGCAACCCGUGGGCAGUUCCGCCGCAUCAUGGAGUGGCAUCUGGGGCUUGGAGAAAGAAGCGUGCCAGGUGCGGAGCCCAUCAGAGUGGUGGUCCUCGACUUCAGUGGCAUCCCCUUUGCAGAUGCUGCAGGGGCCGGGGAAGUGGUCCAGCUCACCAGACGAUGCCAGGACGCUGGGAUCUGCCUUCUCCUGGCUCAGUGUAAUGCCUUAGUGCUGGAGACCUUGACCCGGGCGGGACUCCUGGAGAGAAUGACUCCAGAACAGCUCUUUGUGAGUGUCCAGGAUGCAGCUGCGCAUGCCCUGGAGCGGCUGAAACCCACGGGCCCAAAGAUUUGCACGGUGUGGGUCUGACCAAGGCCAUUUGGAGUGUGAGAGGCCCUGAUAGCAUGUGUGUGAGGAAGGCCACAGUCCCUGAGACCCGCUGGUGCAACCAAUAAGAUGAAGCUGCGAG
Acomys russatus (golden spiny mouse) is the source of this 2151-nucleotide messenger RNA. RefSeq names its product solute carrier family 26 member 10. Gene Ontology annotation, molecular function: chloride transmembrane transporter activity; sulfate transmembrane transporter activity; oxalate transmembrane transporter activity. The transcript has 18 exons. The record is from RefSeq and is a predicted model, not a curated record. Gene Ontology annotation, cellular component: membrane. Gene Ontology annotation, biological process: transmembrane transport. Bases 21 to 2051 code for a protein of 676 amino acids. NCBI's taxonomy places the organism in Eukaryota, Metazoa, Chordata, Mammalia, Rodentia, Muridae.